This is a messenger RNA of Dermacentor albipictus, 3553 nucleotides long. The record is from RefSeq and is a predicted model, not a curated record. Lineage: Eukaryota; Metazoa; Arthropoda; Arachnida; Ixodida; Ixodidae.
CACGAAUCCGCCUGCAAUUAGCAAGACGUUCUGGAAUUGGCAGCACAGCACCAGCACCGCAGUAUGUGGUCGACUGCAACCGUCUUAUUUUUUUGCUGCGUUCCGAUUCUCAUCGGCAAAGCGCGCGCCGAAAGGCAUUGCUAUGGCGAGCUCGGUUGCAUGGAGAUGGGCGGCGCUUUCUACGAUCCCGCGCACCGUCCCUUGAACCUGGUUCCGGCGGACCGGCACGUGGUGAACACCAGGUUCCUCCUGCACAACCGACGCAUCGAGCCGGGCCACAUGGUACUCCUGUGGAACUCCUCCGUGGAAACGAUUAGCGCCGCGCCUUUCAUGAGCUCCCGGGAGACUAAGUUCCUCGUGCACGGCUACCUGGACAGGCUGUCCGUCGCCGCCUGGUUGUCAGAUAUGAAGGACGCCUACCUGAAGCAGGCAGACGUCAACGUGAUCAUCGUCGACUGGGCCAAGGCCAACGCUGGCAUCUACGAACGCGCGUGCGCCAACGCCAGGAUCGUCGGGGCCGAGCUCGCGCUCUUCAUCCGCAAGCUGAGGGAGGCGUUCGGCGCCGACCCGAGGUCGAUGCACAUAAUCGGCCACAGCUUGGGCGCCCACGUUGCCGGUUACGCGGGCGCCAACACCACCAACCUCGGGAGAAUCACGGCCCUGGAUCCUGCUGAACCGAACUUCCAGAAGAUGCCUCCCGAAGUACGCCUGGACCCCACAGACGCCGAGUUCGUGGACGCAAUCCACACAGAUUCUCAUCCGUAUCUCACCAAGUUGUGGCGCAGCGAAGGCAUGGGAAUGUGGGACCCCGUCGGCCACGUCGAUUUCUACCCUAACGGCGGCGAGUACAUGCCAGGCUGCGAGAGCGUGAACCGAGUCUGGAAGAUAUUCACUCACGGCCUCAUCAAAGGUGUCCGCGACGUCCUCAGCUGCAACCACCAGCGCGCCAUCAAGUACAUGCUGGAGUCGAUCUCGAACCAGGACUGCCUGCCGCUCGCCUAUGAGUGCCCUUCCAUCGAGGCGUACGAAUCGGGACAAUGCUCCGAUUGCGGCGCGGAUGGCUCAAAGUGCGCAGCCAUGGGUGAGCGCGCUGUGGAGUGGAAACGCUUCAAGAAGAACGAGCCGACGCGAAUGUUCACCGUCACCAACGCUCACAGCAAGUUCUGCGCGUUCCAGUAUGCAGUUACGCUAACUACUGGCAAAAAAGUACAAUAUGCCAACGGCAGGGGCGUCGUUUUCCUGCGAGAAGAAGGCCAAGGCGCGAGCAUUCACGUCAACAAAGAGCCAAUCGAUUUCCAUCCACAUCGAAACUACACAUUCUUGGUUUCGUCGUCAACCCCAAUAACCGAACACAGUAGGCUGUUCAUGGAAUACAGGACGACCCAAUUACUGUUCAGCUACAACAUUCCCAUGAUUCAAGUCUCCAUUCGACCGAUGACGUCACCAUUUACGGAAAGCGAAGCUCUAGAGAAAACAUUCCGCAAGUGCUCGGCGUGGAACCCUGCAGGAAUCGCAACACACAUCCCUGUGGCAUUAAAUGAUUGCCACAAAUUUAGAAGUUCAUUCGACGUUUCACAACCUCACCUGGGCCGCACGUCGGAAGUGCAGCACUACAUUGACACCGGUUCACAUCAGCCGUUACGUCAACGACCAUAUCGCGUCUCUGCCGAAGAGCGUCGUGUCAUUACCACCCAAGUCGAAGAUAUGCUGCGCCGUGAUGUUAUUCAACCUUCGCACAGUCCCUGGGCAUCUCCUGUCGUUCUCGUUCGCAAGAAGGACAGGUCUAUUCGCUUUUGCGUCGACUACCGUCGGUUAAAUAAGUUUUGGAAACGCGUCAUGCAUCGGCAUCGAGGAGCCGCUCUGUGCACACUGCUAGCGUUUGCCGCCACCCUACAUCGCACGGUUGAAGAAAGCUCGUCUGAGCAACCUCAGGUCAAAGACAAGUCUUGGCGAUGUUACGACGAUCUGGGCUGCAUCAGCGUCGGCGGCGUGUUCUACCACCCGCUGUACCGGCCCAUGAACUUCUUUCCAGAGGAACGCAAGGUGGUAAACACGGAGUUUCUGGUGUUCACACGCCAGAACCCGACGCAGGAAGAUUUCCUCACAUGGAACUCCACCGUGGAAGAGAUCAGCCGCAGCCACUUCAACGCAAGCCUGCCGACCAAGAUAAUCACGCAUGGUUGGCUUGAUACCAUUUUCUUCGGAUCGUGGCUCAAGGACAUGAAAACAGCCUUCCUACUGGUCGGAGACUACAACAUCAUCAUCGUCGAUUGGCGAGGGGGCAACGGCCUUCCGUACACGCAGGCUACAGCCAACACGAGACUGGUGGGAGCCGAAAUCGCCGUGUUCAUCAAGAAACUUCAGGCCCUCUUCGGUGCAAAACCCGAAUCGUUCCACAUACUCGGCCACAGCCUGGGUGCCCACGUUGCCGGCUAUGCCGGUGAACGAAUACCUAGUCUCGGACGAAUCACAGGUCUGGACCCAGCCGAGCCGUACUUCCAGAAGAUGCCGAAGGAAGUCCGCCUUGAUCCUACAGACGCCGAGUUCGUAGAUGUCGUCCAUACCGACGGCGCCUCGUUUGUCCUCGACAUACUGAAAGGAGAAGGGCUCGGAAUGUACGAUCCAGCGGGUCACGUGGACUUCUAUCCCAACGGAGGCAUCAAGAUGCCCGGAUGCGAGUUCAGUACGAGAGUGUUCAAGUUCGUCACAGAAGGUCUGGUCAAUGGUGCUCGCGCCAUCGGCAUUUGCCACCACCAGAGGGCGAUCGACUACGUCAUCGAGUCCAUCACCGACGCGCACUGCCCGUCGCUGGCGUUCGCCUGCUCCUCGUACGAGAUGUUCGAGAAGGGCCGCUGCUCGGACUGCGGCCGCGACGGCUCCAAGUGCGCGCGCAUGGGCAUGCACUCCGACGGCUGGAAGCGCUUCAAGAACGACAGCCGCUCGGUGCGCAUGUUCACCGCGACGAACAGGGAGCCCCCGUUCUGCCUAUUCCACUACCUGGUGAACGUCGAGAUGUUCAACAAUCCGGGCGCUUCCGCUGCAAGCGGUGACUUGAUUCUCAAUCUCGAAGGAACGAGGAAUAGUUGCGAUAUGAAAGUCAACAGAGGCACUGUCACGCUGUACCCGAAGGGUAAGUACAGCUUCGUGGCUAAGACGCCGGUACACGUCGGAGACAUCAAGAAAGCAUUCAUCACGUACAAGAGCAACAGUCUACUCAGCAUUUUCUCAGCCAAGAUGCACCUGUGGAAAGUCAAAAUCAUGUCCAUGAACAAGCCAACGAGCAGGCAGCAAAGAACAGAACGAACGAUGGUUUUCUGCUCCACAGCUCUGGGCGGACUGACUUCCGGGAGGCUAACAGCCCUGUCGCCGUGCUGAGAUUCCAAUAAUUUAUUGAAACGCAAUUCUCUAUGCAUUUUCUCCUGCUGCCCAUCGCUGUUCGUCUUAUGAGAGCGGUUCACCCAGUUCAACCAUCACUGCAGCACUCGUCACAUUAACAUGGACCUCCUGUUCGACGACAGUCAAUAAAUGCGGCAGUAUCGUCCGUUUGUUUAUG